Molecule: messenger RNA, 5543 nt
Organism: Leptonychotes weddellii (Weddell seal)
Lineage: Eukaryota; Metazoa; Chordata; Mammalia; Carnivora; Phocidae
Source: RefSeq, a predicted model, not a curated record
GGCAGAAGCUUCCCGGAGCUCGUCACGCCGGCGCGAUGGCGACUGCUGGGGAGACGGAGGCCUCUCCGCCGACGGAUGCGAGCUGGGAAAGUGGCGGCGGCGGAGACGACGAGAUGAAGCAGGCGCUUCCGGAGCUUGAGUCCUCCCCACAAAAUGGCGGCGGCGGCGGCGGCGGCGGCGGCCUCAGCAUCGCGGAGCCCGGCGGCGGCGCCGGGCCUGAGGAGACCGCUGCGGCCUCGGCCGCCCCGAGCGUCAGCCACGAGCAGCCUCAGGACUCGUCUGAGGCGGGCGCAGCCGCUCUCCUCAAAGGCCCGGAAGAGCCCGAAAGACCCGUUAGGAGGAGUUUUCAGAUCCCCAGGAAGAGCAGAGAAAAGAAAGCACUUUUUCAGCCAUUAACUCCAGGCUCUCGAGAAUUUGAAGAUGUUCUAAAUAUUCUCCAUUCAUCUUACCUUGAACCAACCUCAGUAACAAAUUUUAACUACAAACGUGCUUGCUUGAUACAUAAUGAACUUUUGGAAAAGGAGUUCACAGAAAAGCGAAGAGAACUGAAGUUUGAUGGUCGUUUAGAUAAAGAACUUUCAGAAUCCUAUGCAUUUCUUAUGGUUGAUCGAUACCAGGUCCAAAGCAUAUGUGAAAAAGGAUUACAGGUGGGCCAGUCCAAAAUAACAAUUCUUGGCAGUCCUUCCAUGGGUAUCUAUCUUUCUAGGUAUGCUGAUUUAUUACAAGCUAAUCCUUUGGAACCUGGGGCAGUGGGCGAUGUUGUUAUUUUUAAAAUAAUGAAGGGUAAAAUAAAGAGUAUAUACGACCCCAUGGGUGUUAAAAGUUUGGAAUCUAUAUUAAAUAAAAGUGCUUUGGACCCAACACCAAAGCAUGAAUGUCACGUAUCAAAGAAUGCCAAUAGAGUUACAUCACUUUUGGCUUACAGAGCCUAUGAGCUUACUCAGUAUUAUUUUUAUGAGUAUAGCUUUGAUGAACUCAGGCGAAGACCGAGACAUGUAUGUCCAUAUGCGGUUGUAUCUUUUACUUACAAAGAUGAUAUACAGACUCCAAAGUUUGUGCCUUCAUCUAGUUAUAAAUUUCUCAUGAUCAAGGCUCUUGUGUUGCUUGUCUUUGAAGUUAUUUCUGGCAAGGUUCUUGUUAAACCUUUGGGAGACCGUGGAUACCUUUUUCUUCUCUCUCCUUGUCAAAUGGUUUCUCCAUAUGAACAUCAGACUGCCAAGUCUCGAGUGCUACAUGCUUUAUUUCUAUUUCAAGAACCUAGAGGCAUAGUUACUUCACAAAAAGGUUCAACUAAUGCAACACCACAGAAGAGACAUGAGAGCAUGACAGAUGUAUUAAAAAUAACUCAGUUUUUACAGUUUGCUUUGAUUCAGUGUCGAAAGGAAUUCAAAAAUAUAAAUACUAUAAAUUUUCAUUCUGUUGUUGAAAAGUAUGUAAAUGAAUUUUUUAAGCGAGGUUUUGGUUCAGGUAAACGAGAGUUUAUCAUGUUUCCAUACGAUUCACGAUUAGAUGAUAAAAAAUUCUUAUACUCAGCUCCAAAAAAUAAAUCCCAUAUUGAUAAUUGUUUGCAUGCCUAUAUUUUUCGGCCUGAAAUGUAUCAGUUACCAAUUUGUAAAUUAAAAGAGCUUUUUGAAGAAAAUAGGAAACUUCAACAGUUCAGUCCACUCUCAGAUUAUGAAGGCCAAGAAGAAGAAAUGAAUGGUACAAAAAUGAAAUUUGGAAAACGAAAUAACUCAAGGGGUGAAACUAUUAUACCUAGAAAGCAGAAGUCCUCUCACUCUUUGGAUUAUGAUAAGGAUAGAGUCAAAGAAUUGAUUAAUUUAAUUCAGUGUAGGAAAAAAAAUGUGGGUGGGGACUCAGACACGGAAGAUAUGAGAAGCAAAACUGUCUUGAAGAGGAAGCUUGAGGAUCUACCUGAAAAUAUGAGAAAGCUCGCCAAAACCAGUAAUUUAUCUGAAAAUUGCCAUCUGUAUGAAGAGUCUCCGCAGCCUAUUGGCUCUCUUGGGCACGAUGUUGAUUUGAGACAGCAGCAGCAGGAUACCUCUAACUCCGGUGUUGCUGAUAUCCAUCGGCUGUUUAAUUGGCUAUCAGAAACACUGGCAAAUGCACGUCAUUCUGAUGCAUCCUUGACAGACACAGUCAACAAAGCCUUAGGAUUGAACACUGAUGAUGCCUAUGAAGAGCUGAGGCAAAAGCAUGAGUAUGAGUUGAACUCUCCCCCAGAUAAGAAAGAAUAUGAGCAGCCUACUUGUGCAAAAAUGGAAAAUGUGCAUUUUAAGGGCACUCAGAGCCCAUUGCUAGAAGUUGAUACAUCAUUGUUAAAGUAUCCUAUUGCUGUUUCUACCAGUGAAGCAGGCACUGACCAUAAACUACAUUUGAAAGAAGAUCCAAAUUUAAUUAGCAUGAAUAAUUUUGAAGAUUGCAGUUUGUGUCCCACUGUUCCCAUUGAACAUGGAUUCCGCAGACAAUCUAAGUCAAAUAAUGUCGAAGAGACCGAAAUACAUUGGAAACUAAUUCCAAUUACAGGAGGGAAUGCAAGAAGCCCAGAAGACCAGCUGGGGAAACAUGGUGAGAAACAAACACCAGGUAUGAAAUCACCAGAAGAACAACUGGUGUGUCUGCCACCACAGGAGGCCUUUCCUAACGACCCCCGGGUAAUAAGUAGACAGCGAGGUUCUGAUUACCAGUUUCAAUCCUCUCCAUUUACAGACACACUGAAGGGCACCACUGAGGAUGACGUGGUGACAGGUCAGGUGGUGACAGUGGAGGAGCAGUGUGUGCCAGCAGCAGAGCCGCCCACAAUGAGUGAGACCACAGAGAGGACAGUGUUAGGAGAGUACAAUCUCUUUUCUAGGAAGAUAGAAGAGAUUCUGAAGCAAAAGAAUGUUUCAUAUGUCAGUAGAAUUUCCACACCUGUUUUUUCAACACAAGAGAAGAUGAAACGGCUUUCUGAGUUCAUAUAUUCUAAGACUUCCAAAGCUGGUGUACAGGAGUUUGUAGAUGGCUUGCAUGAGAAACUAAAUACUAUUAUUAUCAAAGCAUCGGCCAAGGGUGGGAAUUUGCCACGAGUCAGUCCUAAUGAUUCUGGUAGUAAGAUAGCAUUGAAUCCUCUGGGAAAGGCUGUCCUACCAGUUUCCUCAAGUGACUUCAACAGUAAACAGCUCCUUGAGCCACUUUGUAGUGAUACUUUGAAAGACAGCAACUCCAGUGAGCAGCAUUCCUCUUCAACUUUGGGUUUAACCGAAGUAGAAGUGAACCAGCCACACCAUGCUACAGAGCUGAUGGUGACUUCUGAUCAUACUGUACCUGGUGAUACUGCCCGGGAACCGGUAGAAAAAGAAACAACAAAAUCGCCCAGUGAUGUAAACAUUUCUGCCCAACCAGCUCUUUCAAAUUUUAUAAGCCAGUUAGAACCUGAAGUAUUUAACAGUUUGGUUAAAAUCAUGAAAGAUGUCCAGAAAAAUACUGUGAAAUUUUAUAUUCAUGAAGAAGAAGAGAGUGUGCUCUGUAAAGAAAUAAAGGAAUAUCUUAUCAAAUUAGGCAAUACAGAAUGUCAUCCAGAACAGUUUUUGGAAAGAAGAUCAAAAUUAGAUAAACUAUUGAUUAUUAUUCAGAAUGAAGACAUUGCAGGUUUCAUUCACAAGGUACCUGGCUUGGUGACUUUAAAGAAGCUGUCUUGCGUUAGUUUUGCUGGUGUUGAUAGUCUGGAUGAUGUUAAAAAUCAUACAUAUAAUGAAUUAUUUGUAUCUGGCGGUUUUAUUGUGUCUGAUGAAUCCAUUCUAAAUCCAGAAGUUAUCACAAUUGAGAACCUUAAAAAUUUUUUGACAUUCCUCGAAGAACUCAGUACUCCGGAAGGAAAAUGGCAAUGGAAAGUCCACUGUAAAUUUCAGAAAAAACUAAAGGAAUUGGGCAGAUUGAAUGCUAAAGCUCUAAGUCUGUUGACACUUCUGAAUGUCUAUCAGAAGAAACAUCUGGUUGAAAUUUUGUCAUACCACAAUUGUGAUUCACAAACUCGAAAUGCUCCAGAAUUGGAUUGCCUUAUCAGACUUCAGGCUCAGAACAUACAGCAGCGACACAUAGUCUUUCUAACAGAAAAGAACAUCAAGAUGCUUUCCAGUUAUACAGAUAAUGGAAUAGUGGUUGCAACUACUGAAGACUUUAUGCAAAACUUUAAAAAUCUUGUGGGCUAUCACAACUCAAUCACAGAAGAAAACCUUCCACUGCUUGGUGCUAAUGAGAAUCUUGAGUCGCAGUCAGCUCUUUUAGAAAACGAUGAAAAGGAUGAAGAGGAUAUGUCUCUGGAUUCAGGGGAUGAAAUCUCACAAAUAGAAGUAUGCAGCAAUUUUCAUUCAGAAAUAUUGGCGAAAGAGACCAAAGGAUCACGUGGAACAGAUCAAAAUAAGAAUAUUCAAAUUGAGUUGCAAUCGUCUCUUGACGUGCAAAAAAGUUUAUUAGAAGAUAAGACUUAUCAAAUUGAUUCUGAAGAGAGCGCUUCUGUUGCUAUAGUAUGCUCUGAAGGAGAGAACAGCAGUGCAACUGAACAAGAUUCAUAUAGCAACUUUCAGGUUUAUCACAGUCAAUUAAAUAUGUCCCAUCAGUUUAGUCAUUUUAAUGUUCUCACUCAUCAGACAUUUCUGGGGACACCAUAUGCCCUUUCAUCAAGUCAGUCUCAAGAAAGUGAAAAUUACUUUUUAUCUGCUUACACUCAAAGCUUGGAUAGAGCUAAAUCUCCAUCUCCAUUAAGUUGGGGGAAAAGUGAUUCUUCCAGGCCCUUUUCAAAAGAGAAAUAAUUAUAGUAACUUUUUUUUUUUUUGAAAUAGGUUGUUACGAACUUUUUCUGUUAUAAGUGAAUUAACAAUUUAUAUUUCAUUCUCUAAACAAAACGUUUCUUGUCCUUCCUCAAUGUUUUUUUUCCUCUUAUUUAAAUCAUGAUGGCCUGUAACAGUUGAAGCAUCUGAAAAUUGAAAUAAAUAUAUAUAUUUUUAACAUAUAUUGUACUUGAAUUAUCUCAUGUUGGCACUUUUUAAGUUUUACAUAUAUAUGUUACCUGUACUUGGGCUUCAAAUUGAAGCCUGUUUUAUAUAUAAAAUUAGACAAUUUGCAAAAGGAUAGUGAACAAUGCCUUUUCUUUUUCUCCCCCCCGGUUAGAUGAUACCAACUACUUUUGCUGAAGUGACAUACCAAUCGACUAUUGUUAAGCUUUUGUAUAGUGUUUAUACAGGUAUAAGCCAGUGAUGUCAAUAGAUAUAAAGGAUUUUGGCUCAAUACUUCAAGAUUUAUCUAACAAUGAAUGCAGUUUCAGUUUAGAUGAUAAACUAUGUAACAUAAGACUUAAGACUUAAUGCCAGGCAGCAUUAUUUUUAUCUUUAGGCUUAGCCAUGUAAAAAUUGCCUAUUGGUAAAAUUUUGGGUCAACCUUUUAUUUGAGGUAUUUGAUGAUUACAAUUUUCAAUGCUUAGUAUGGUCCUUGACUUAACCAAAUGCAAUUUCAUAUUUCCAAAAGAUGGGCUUCUGUUAUAUUAAAGGCACUGAACAAAUCUGGAA